CGCUUCCAAAAGAGGGGAAUUGCAUCGGGAGUUGUGUUUGGGUAUCUCCGAGAUCCGUGCAAGAUGCAGAGAUCAGAUUGAUAAUAAUUUGCUAACUAGCUACAUUUGAAAACUGAAGUUGCAGAUUUAUCCCUGGAAUUCAUUGGCUUUAAACACAGCCCAGUACACCGCAGGUUUUCUACAAAAGCAAAAAGGCAGAUAACAAGCAGAGCAGAGACCAUGAGGAUCAAAAGCUUUGGACUCCUUUGUGUGUUGAUGCUUGUCUCCCAGAUGCUACUAGCCAACUGUGAAAGACAGAAGGAAAGAAAAAAGGGGAGACAAGGCAUAGAACAUGGUGGGAAAAACCAGAAAGAAUCUGACCAAGGAAAUGAAAAAGGGCAGAAGUCAAAAGGAGGAAAAUCAUCUCCUAAAGGCAAGUUUGAAACCAAAGAAAAUGCUGAGUGCACCUGGUCAGUGACGGACACGAAUGCUGUUACCGUGCAUGUGCGGUGCAAGCACGGUGCCAGUGAGUUCUGGUGUGAAUUCUCUGGAGACCCCUCUAGCUGUGCACAGUAUGCAGCAAACCAGAAAUCCUACUGGAAACAAAUCUCCAGAUCCCUAAAGAARCAGAAGCAGAUCUGUCAAGACCCCAAAAGUGUACUAAAAUCUAAACUGUGUAGGAAAGGCUCACGAAGUGCUCACCUCAAGUUGACUCACUCAAGCCUCCUAACAGCAGAGGGUCCUGCCAAAGAGGACACAGUGCAUCACCCCAAAGAGGCUGCUCAGACUCCAGCAGAUGCCUCUGUGACUGAAAACAGGCUAGAGCCCAGCCCUCCAGACUGUGUGGAAGAUGUAGAUUACAUUGACCAGAAGAAGGUGGCUGAGGAAUACUGUCCUGAAGGCUUGCUUUCUUUCUGCAAGUUUUUUAUCACKAUGGUCCAAGACAAGCGAUGCUGAGGAGGUGUUUCUAAGGCUCUGAAUCAUGAAAAUCUGGUCUUAUCUAAGUUGCUGCAAACCAUUCCAGAUUUUAUUCUCAUGUUAUAUAGUGUAUAUAAGCAAGAAGGARUAUAUUUUUCUGAUUUUGUAUAUACACAACAGACUGCACUUAACACAGUUGAAGAUGCUAUAGRUGCUGAGUGCCCACAGAUUGCUACCCAAGGGAUGUGUUACCAGUGGAUGUUACRUACCCUGUGCAGAAGUGUAUCAGUGUGUCCUUGGCCCUCUUUGAGCUGUGCUAGCCAAAGUGRUGAACUCAGUGCCAUGCACUUCCUGGUUAUGUACCAUGCUUUUGACAUAAAAAUUAUUGAGGAAAAUAAACUUCAAAAUACAUUAAAAAUAUUCCCUCUCUCUCUCUCUGUGUUCUAUUAGAUUUCUCUGUAAGUACUAAGUCUUUGUCAAAGAGUGAUCUUUCACAGUAAUGAGGUAAAGUGUUGUUAAUAAAGCAAUUUUAGAAAUACUUUUGCAGCUUUGCAGACUUCAGCUUUUGAYAGGGUGCCACAUUAUCAUUAGAUUUUCAUCAUUAUAGUAAUGAAGGGCAAUGAGAUUUUCUGUUUUUUCAGUAAGUGUGCAAAUCUUUAGUUUUUUUAAUCUCACCAGAGGAUGUCAGAACACUUUGAAAACAUCUGUUYCCUCUUUUCUCCUACAGUGAAGCACUUUGUACUGAUUUCUGGCAGGUAAACAGAGAUACAGGGUUAGAAUGAGUUAUACAAGUUUGUACAUGGGCCCAGGACUGGAUCCCUCAUUCAACAGCUAAAGAGUACAUAUUCAACACCUCCUGUACUGUAUUUUGUAAUUCCAUGUUUUUUUAUCUUUCUGCAUGGACUACAUUAAUAUUUUUCUGUUCAUUAAACUUCAUCUGUA
This is a messenger RNA of Malurus melanocephalus (red-backed fairy wren), 1839 nucleotides long. It is a transcript of the gene FGFBP1, whose product is annotated as fibroblast growth factor binding protein 1. Gene Ontology annotation, biological process: cell-cell signaling. The coding region runs from base 220 to 936 and encodes 238 amino acids. Gene Ontology annotation, molecular function: growth factor binding. Lineage: Eukaryota; Metazoa; Chordata; Aves; Passeriformes; Maluridae. The transcript has 3 exons. The record is from RefSeq and is a predicted model, not a curated record.